CUAUUUAAAUCGCAGGCACUCCACAGGUGGACAGUCGCUUCAGCCAGUGCCCGGGCUACCGGCAGAGAAGAGAAGGGUGGCAUGGCUCUGGGAGAGAAGGGAAGAGAGGAGGGCCCAGCCAAGCGUGCCCUCCGGAAGGUCCGCACAGCCACCCUGGUUAUCAACUUGGCCCGAGGCUGGCAGCAGUGGGCAAACGAGAAUAGCAUCAGGCAGGCCCAAGAGCCCACAGGUUGGCAGCCGGGAGGGACCCAGGACGCACCCCGAGCUCCUAAGCCAGUGAUCUACCCCGCCCCCCACCAGAAAGCUCAGAGCGCCCCGAAGUCUCCCUCCCAAAAGCCAGAGGGAGCCGCUGAAGCCUCUCGUAUCAAAAGGAGAGAGGUGACCAAAACAAUUGUCAGCAAAGCUUACGAGAGAGGAGGGGAUGUCAGCCACCUCAGCCACAGGUACGAGAAGGACGGUGACAUGCCUGGAGCCGGGCGGCAAGAGGAUGACAUUGACAGAAUCCUCCAGAGCCAUGGCUCCCCGACGCGCAGGAGAAAGUGCGCCAACCUGGUGUCCGAGCUGACCAAAGGCUGGAAAGAGAUGGGACGGGAUGAGCCCCAGUGGCGGAGUGACAGCAUAGACACAGAGGACAGCGGCUACGGAGGGGAGACCGAGGAAAGGCCCGAGCAGGACGGAGAGCAGGUGGUCGCCAUCAGAAUCAAACGCCCCUUGCCUUCCCAGGCAAAUAGAUUUACAGAGAAACUCAGCUGCAAGGCCCAGCGGAAAUACAGCCAAGUGGACAACCUGAAAGGGAGAUGGCAACAAUGGGCUGACGAACACAUACAGACACAGAAGCUCAAUCCUUUCAGUGAGGAAUUUGAUUACGAGCUGGCCAUGUCCACCCGCCUGCACAAGGGAGAUGAAGGCUAUGGCCGUCCCAAGGAGGGAACCAAAACUGCAGAAAGGGCCAAGCGAGCUGAGGAGCACAUCUACCGAGAGAUCAUGGACAUGUGCUUCAUCAUCCGCACGAUGGCCCACCACAGACGAGAUGGCAAGAUUCAGGUUACUUUUGGAGACCUCUUUGACAGAUACGUUCGUAUUUCAGAUAAAGUAGUGGGCAUUCUUAUGCGUGCCAGGAAGCAUGGACUGGUUGACUUCGAAGGAGAGAUGUUAUGGCAAGGCCGAGAUGACCAUGUUGUGAUUACUCUACUCCAGUGAACCUUCAACAACAAAAGCCAGACUUGACCCACUGUUGUCUUAAUGCUAAAUGUAAUGUAAUAAGAAUUAAAAUGCAAACUGCUCCGUAAUAACCUAGUAUAUAUUAAACAAUUUUUACAUAAA
This is a messenger RNA of Acinonyx jubatus (cheetah), 1323 nucleotides long. It is a transcript of the gene ABRA, whose product is annotated as actin binding Rho activating protein. Gene Ontology annotation, biological process: positive regulation of Rho protein signal transduction; positive regulation of transcription by RNA polymerase II. The transcript has 2 exons. Bases 82 to 1200 code for a protein of 372 amino acids. Lineage: Eukaryota; Metazoa; Chordata; Mammalia; Carnivora; Felidae. The record is from RefSeq and is a predicted model, not a curated record. Gene Ontology annotation, cellular component: sarcomere. Gene Ontology annotation, molecular function: actin binding.